ACGUAAACGGAAAACAGAAAUGCUAAUUUAGUAAACCAGUUUGACGUCCGCCAAUAAGUCAAGUUUCAGCAAUUGGCAAUUUCUAGUCGACACGACUGACCGCUUACUCUCUCUCUCUCCCUCUCUCUCUCUCUCUCUCUCUCUAUAAAGUGAAACAGACUCAAGUCAGAUGACUCUGUCGGAGGAGGAGGACUGAGCUGCUAAACAAUCUAAAACCCCAACUUUAGGUUUGGGAUUCGUAGUGGAAGGGAAAUGGAUUUAAUAUCUACCCAGGGCAAGUUGGCCUAUUUUCGAAUUAAAGAGCUCAAGGAUGUUCUAACUAAGCUAGGUCUUCCAAAGCAAGGAAAGAAGCAGGAUUUGGUGGACAGAAUAUCACGCGUAUUGCCAGACGAAGGACUGGUGAAUAUAAUUAAUGAUACUUAUAGAAAAAUGCAGAUUUCAGAGGCUUCUGAAUUGGCAAAUUCGGGACAGACUGAUAUGGAUUUGUACAAUUUGAAGCUUGAAACAGAAGUUGAAGAUUCAAUAACUUCAGAUGUGAGGAUUUGCUGCCCAUGUGGAAAUUCAUAUCCUACUGAGUUAAUGGUACAGUGUGUAGAUCCAGGAUGUCUGGUGCAGCAACAUGCUGGUUGUGUUAUUAUUCCAGAGAAGCCUAUGGAGGAGAUUCCAUCUACCCCUCCUCCAUAUUUUUGUGAAAUGUGUCGAAUCAAAAGGGCAGAUCCAUUUUUGUUGACUGUGGCAUGCUUGGUAUCCCCUAUGAAGUUGGUCUUUUCAAAUAUUCCACCUGAUGGGACAAACCCCCUGCAGAUUGCAGAAACAACAUUUCUGCAUACACAAGCUCAUAAAGAUUUACUACAGAAAGAUGGAUAUGAUAUUCAGGCUUGGUGUAUUCUCCUAAAUGAUAGAGUUUCAUUCAGGAUGCAAUGGCCACAGUUUGCAGAUUUGCAGGUUAAUGGACAUCAAGUACGAGCAGUUAAUAGACAGGGAUCACAGUUGCUGGGUGCUAAUGGUCGAGAUGAUGGCCCCAUAAUUACAUUCUACAUCAUUGACGGGGCUAAUAAGAUUUCUUUAUCGGCAUGUGAUGCUCGCAAUUUCUGCUUUGGUGUCAGACUUGUAAAGAGGCGUACGGUUGAACAGGUCCGCAACCUGAUCCCCAAAGAAACAGAUGGUGAGCUUUUUGAAGAUGCACUGGCCCGUAUUCGCCGGUGCAUCGGUGGUGGGAUGGCUACUGGAAAUGAAGACAGCGAUAGUGAUUUGGAAGUUAUUGCAGAGUCAAUUACAGUUAGCUUACGUUGUCCUAUGAGUGGUUCUAGAAUGAAGGUUGCUGGCAGAUUUAAACCUUGUGCUCACAUGGGCUGUUUUGAUCUUCAAACUUUUAUUGAGCUAAAUCAGCGAUCUAGGAAGUGGCAAUGUCCCAUUUGCCUCAAGAAUUACACUUUGGAGGACAUCAUCAUUGACCCUUAUUUCAAUCGCAUUACAAAAAUGAUGCAAAAUUGUGAUGAAGACAUAACUGAUAUUGAGGUGAAGCCUGAUGGUUCUUGGACUGUGAAAACCAAAGGUGAGCUUGGCGAUCUUGCAAAAUGGCAUUUGCCUGAUGGUUCACUUUGUAAUGCCAGAAAUGAGAUCAUCUCCAAAUUAGGAACACCAAGGCAGAUCAUCAAGGAAGGUAGUUCAGUUCAUACUUCUGUAGUUGGGAUUAAACAGAAUUUCAAUGGGACCGCAGAACUCAGUAAAAAUCAGCUUAUCAUCCUCUCCCCAAUAUAUCAAAUGGAGGAUCGUGUUCAAAGUUAUGAAGAAAAUUUUAUUACAAUGAGCAGCAGUGCCUCUGGAAGUGGCAGAGAUGAUGAAGACCCAAGCAUUAAUCAGAAUUGCAAUGGGCAUAUUGAUAACUCUGCCAAUAAUGGCAAUGAGAUAAAUUUUAUUCCUGGCAGUUUUAAUUCAACUUUGGAGUUUAAAAACCAAACAUCUGCAGUGACAAAUGACACAGAUAUCAUUAUUCUCAGUGAUUCAGAAGAAGACAACAAAUAUUUGGAUCCUGCUGGAAGUGUCUACAAAACUUUUCCUGAAAUUGAUAGUGGACCUCCUGGGUUUUCAGGAUCAUACCUGUCAGACUCAAUGCUUGAUGCUGCUGCGGAUUCUUGUUUGGGUCUUUUCGGCUGCAAUAUUAGCGGCAUUGGCAUACCUAACUGGCCAUAUACUUCUGUUAGUCGGGAAGGUUCUGGAUUCCAAUUGUUUGGUACAGAUUCAAAUGUUUCCGAGGCUUUUGUUGAUCUGGACCAUUCUUCAGUAAUGUGUUCUGCUCCGAUGAAUGGUUUCACAUCAGUUUCUAGGUCAACUUUAACAUCUGGCAGGGAGGUCCUAGAUUCUCAGGUUUGCCAUUCCAAUAUUGACAUAGAUGAGCAUUUAAUUGGUAAUACCUCAGCAUAUGUUGGUGAUGAUCCCUCUCUACAAAGUUUCCUUCCAUCUCAGCCACCUGUAGUGUUGUCAGAGUCUGAUUUGGGACAGCAGCCUCUGAAUGGUAUCCAUACUGACGAUUGGAUUUCUCUUAGGCUAGGUAGUGAUGGUGAGCAUGUUUGUGGUGAUCUGGGGUCUAAUCCUCAACCUGCUGCCACAAAUGGGCUGGAAUUGAGACACAUUUGUGGACCAAACGGAGCCACGCUCUGUGAGACAAAGAGUGCAUCCCUCUUAAAUGCAGAAUCUGACUAUAGAUGGAAAUGGACGUUGUUGAAGAUGACUUUUGAAGUUUCGUACUCUAGUUUCAAUAUCUACUUUGGGUUGAUGAUGGUUUUUUUAAUUUUAUUGAAAAAGAGCAAAGCCAAGCUGUCUUCUGUAGCUUCAGAACCUCUUCCCCUGAUGGCAUAUAAAAUUUCUCUCGCCUUAUGUGAUGAAGAAUGCAAGUCUGCCUUUCAGCUUCUACAUACUUCUAUAUUCUAGAGCUGAAGCAUUAUAUUAGGUAAAGAGAGAAAUUUCAAAAACUUUGAGCAUUCCCUGCUUCUUAACCUUUGGAUAUUAUGGAAAAGCCGCAGCUAUUUUGUAGAACAGCUUAGUCUUCCUUGAAUAUCUAUUGUGGCCUAGUCUUCCCUGGAUAAAUAUGUUACAUAUUGCUGAGAUUCAGCUGUAAAUGAAAUUAUUAUUCUGCUUUUUCAAAUUCUUGUUAUGCCCAAUCUGAUGGGAAGCUAAAGAGAACCAGGCAACCAACACAGGAUACAUGCACUGCAAUGGCAACCACCUGACUGGUAUGUUCGAGAAUUGGAAAGAUGAUUAAUUGCAUUUGCAUUUCCUGUGUUGAUGUCUAUAUGGGAAAUCUGCUAGUAAAUCUGUUGUAAUUAUUGAACAGAAUUGAAAUGGUAUGUAAAGUAAUGCAUUGUGCUUUUAGAUAUGAAUCUGAUGGUUGGACAUUAUAGCAUCA
This is a messenger RNA of Mangifera indica (mango), 3406 nucleotides long. Its product is annotated as E3 SUMO-protein ligase SIZ1-like. Gene Ontology annotation, molecular function: zinc ion binding; SUMO ligase activity. The record is from RefSeq and is a predicted model, not a curated record. Lineage: Eukaryota; Viridiplantae; Streptophyta; Magnoliopsida; Sapindales; Anacardiaceae. The transcript is spliced from 18 exons. Gene Ontology annotation, biological process: protein sumoylation. Bases 253 to 2931 code for a protein of 892 amino acids.